GACCACCGGAGGCGGAAAAUCUGAUACGGGCUUUUCUUCCACGUUUGACCCCAGAACUCAAAAAUGGCUGAAUGAAAUGCUUUGAAAACGUCGGGUCUCCUAAAUUGAUCAAUUUUGAACAUGUAGAAUGGUUACAUGAAAAGAUUUGAGCAUUCUUUCUGUUUGAAACCUGUUGUUGAAAUUGGAAAAAUUGCGCUAUUUUUGGUAGAAAUUGGAGUAGAAUGUAGGUGUCUACAAAUCGGUUCAUUUUUUCUUAGGCAUGUUUAGGCUUAUUAGAAUCGUCAAAAUCUUACGGAGGUACAGACGAAAUAAAAAUGUUGAUUCAUUCAACUGCGUUGCAGAAAAAGCUGUUCAAACGAAGGAAGAUUUCAUAUUUUCAUACAUUGACUCCACCAUUUUAGAACCACUGAUUGUUGUUGAUUUUCCCUCUGUCAACGGGUGGCGUCGCGACGCAGUAACCAUGGAUGCACCACAUUUGUUUUAUUUCUCGUGUGUUUAUGAUCAGAAUGUUUACCUCCAAAGUGGUUGAAAAUGAUUUUUGGAGAAGUUCUAGAUUAUGUCCGCGCCCUCCGAUAAUGGAGGUUCCAAACCCUGGAAGUUCUUGGGGAUACAAGUGUACAUGCAGGAAAUGUUUCUACAAGGUCGCAAGCGGACGAUCCUUGGACGAUGUUACUGUGGUUCCGGCGGCCUUGUGGCUGGUGACAUUGGCUUCUCAGUUCAGAUGCGGAGAGAAAAUCAUAACGAAACCUAAGACAGAAGCGGGUGAGUAGUGUCCUCAUGUGAGCCCCAUCAUCCGGCACGCCGCAGCUUUGGUGUUCCCUUAAUUCUUGUACCUGGGCGACUCAUCAGUUAGGUGUUGGGAUUUGCUCCUUGAGACAUGUGCUCAUUUUUCUCUAGAUCUUGGACGGACAGCGUGAUGCACGGUGCCGGUCGGGAGCGUAACGAUUGACAAGGCACAUGGUUCUCAUAGUAUUACAUUCCCACUUGUGCGAGUGAGUGUCGUUUGGCAUCGAAUCUAAGACCAUACAGGAGAUGUCUGUUAUUUUUUACCAGAGCGAAGAAGAACUCUCAUACAAACUUUAUAAGGAGAAACGAUGAUCAAUAAAAAAUACAUCAUGUAA
Culex quinquefasciatus (southern house mosquito) is the source of this 1121-nucleotide messenger RNA. RefSeq lists its product as uncharacterized. The record is from RefSeq and is a predicted model, not a curated record. NCBI's taxonomy places the organism in Eukaryota, Metazoa, Arthropoda, Insecta, Diptera, Culicidae. The transcript is spliced from 3 exons. Bases 557 to 751 code for a protein of 64 amino acids.